Molecule: messenger RNA, 1287 nt
Organism: Plasmodium coatneyi
Lineage: Eukaryota; Apicomplexa; Aconoidasida; Haemosporida; Plasmodiidae
Exons: 1
Coding region: 1-1287 (428 amino acids)
Source: RefSeq, a predicted model, not a curated record
AUGCUGACGCUGCACAGAAUAAAAAGAAUAAGCAACGCCCACCGCCUACUGCUGAACGAAGAGAGAAACAAGAUUCACGUGGUCAUAAAUGAUCAUGAAGACUUCCUACGAAAUAAUAACAGCAAAGCGUGCAGGAACAAGUAUAAAAAUGUAGGCAACCUUCACAGAAUCAUCCAUACCGGGGUGUUAAAAGGGCACAAAAAUGUGUACUUCUACAAAGGUUUAUUGCGCGUCGCGGAGAAGAGAAAAAAUGACCUAAGUUUACACCAAAUAAAUAUAAUUCUAAAGGCACUCCUACGGGGGAAGAUUUAUAGAUAUGUCUCAUUUCACUCGUUUGAGAUGCCCAUUUUGAAUCACCUAAAUUGGCUGAGCGGAUUGAUUAACCAUGUGGAGGAAGCAGACAAGUAUAAAAAAAUCCAUCUGAAGGAGGGAGAACACAUGUUAGGGAAACACCAACCCAGUGGGGGAGACCCUUCCAAAGUGAGGGAAAUAAUUUCAGACCAAUUCGACAUCUUAGUUGAUAUAUUCAAAAGCUACCUAAAAAUUCGGAAUUUUCAUUUUCCCUUUUUAAGCCAAACGAUUUUCUUCUUUAUAGUUAAAAAUUGCCAGUACCUACCAGAUGGGCAAAAUUUAUUGUCCAUUUGGGGCAUGUACGUGAAGCGAGUUCUGUCCAACCACCGUGUGGUGAAUCCAACGGAGGGGUGUCCACCCCAAAUUGGCAGAAAUCAACAAGCAGGCGUAUAUUCCAAUGCGUAUCUUUUUAUCCCCCCGGUUUGUGCACCCCAAGGGGAAGAAUCACCAACGGUUAAACUGUACAGAUAUAAGUACAUGCAUAACAUUCACGCAAAAACGGUAAGAAAUUAUACCAUUGUAUUAAAAAAUGAGAAGACGUAUAAAAGGGGAGGGGAAAAAAAUCAUCCCUGUAAACCCAUAUUUUGUAAGAAUGGAAAUCUCACUCUUUGCAAAUAUAUGGUUAUGCUCAUUUUGAAGCAAGACAAAUUAGCUACCUACUACAAGCUGCUCAAACAGAAAAGGACACCUUACAAAAAUGGAUACCUUUCAAAUGGCUACUUGUACAAAAUGAAGAACACAAAUAUGGUGUUGGAUUUCCAGUCGAAGAAGUAUCUAAUCAAAGUAGGGUUCGUGCACAAUCGGGCGUUCCUCCGAGGGGAAGGGUUUAACAAGGAUAUGGUGACGAAUGGACAUUUCCUGCGAAGCGUUUCCAACUGGAUGUCAAAGCUUAAAAUGAGGUGUCGCCUCCUUAGCGGGGGCAUAAACCCGGAUUGA